AUGAGGGUCAUAGGGCACAAGGGAGCGAAGAUUAGGUGGGGAAAGGGGGAGGAGGAUGGGGUUAUUAAGAGUAAGACGCUAGUUAAUUUUGUGAUUCUUCAAGACGUGCACGGGUACCUGGCGGUGGCGAUCUGCCUCGUGGGCGCCGUCACCAACGUCCUCAACAUGAUCAUCCUCACUCGACGGGAGAUGGUGAACUCGACCAACACCAUCCUGACGGGGUUGGCGGUGGCAGACUUCCUCCUCCUGGUCGAGUACAGUGUCUAUGCGACGACGUCUUACAUCCGAGUUCACGAGAAGUUCUUCGAGAGUUAUUUUCUCUCGGUGUUCAUCCUCUUCCACGCGCACUUCACGCAGGUCAUGCACACCAUAGCCAUCUGCCUGACGAUCACGCUGGCAGUCUGGCGAUACAUAGCCAUCUGCAAACCGCACCUCAACCUGUUCCUGUGCACGUUACCGAGGGCGAGGCUGGCGGUGCUCGUGGCCUACGGAAUAUCGCUCAUUCUCUGCAUUCCUAAUUACCUGAUGUACUCCAUUCAUCAGACCAGCGACAGGAAUAACACCUCUCUCUACCACGUUGGACUGAUACCGCAGGCAAGAGCAACAGAUGGCGUUCUCCAGAGCAUCCACUUCUGGUUCUACAGCGUCCUCAUAAAGAUCGUCCCUUGUCUUCUCCUCAUAUUUCUCAUCUACUUCAUCAUCAGGGCCAUGUACAUAGCCAAAAGGAGGAAAGAAAAUCUAAUAAAGAUGGGAACGCCGUCAAUGGAAGGAGACAAGAAGCUGCCGAGAAUGGAGAAGCUGACGGAGAAGACGACGCGGAUGCUGCUCACCGUCCUGCUGCUGUUCCUGCUGACGGAGCUGCCGCAGGGGGUCCUCGUGCUCCUCUCCGGCAUCUACGGGCAGACCUUCUUCAGGAAGUGCUACCUCCACUGGGGCGAGGUGAUGGACCUCCUGGCCCUCAUGAACGCGGCCGUCAACUUCCUGCUGUACUACGUGAUGUCGCACCAGUUCCGCGUGACCUACCGCUCCCUCUUCAGCCCGCCGGUGCCCGUCAACCUCUCCCCCAGACUCCCCCGGGACACCGUGUCGACGCAGCUCUAGGGAACGCCCUCCUUCGCCCCUCGCUCGACGGCGGCGGCGGAGAGGGCGUGGCGGCGGGGGUCGAGCUGUUGCCGCUGCUCGGGAGUGAGCGACGGGGACAGCGACGACACCGACGACCGCCUGGAGUUGAGGGUGAUUAGGCCUUCGUCGGAGAAGAUCGUCUGAUGGAGGGCCGACGCAGGAGGGCUUCGCUCUGACGCUUAUUGUGCCCGCGAAGGAGCCACUCGACUUGUUUCCCUCUUGAGCUGGUUUUCUUCCCGUUCUCAGUUGGUCUUCCUGUUCCUUCUUCACUCUCCCUUCAUCCCUCCCUCCUCCUUCCCCUUCCCG
This is a messenger RNA of Penaeus vannamei (Pacific white shrimp), 1428 nucleotides long. The record is from RefSeq and is a predicted model, not a curated record. NCBI's taxonomy places the organism in Eukaryota, Metazoa, Arthropoda, Malacostraca, Decapoda, Penaeidae.